AUGGGGAGAGAAGAUGAGGAUCACAUAAAGUCACCUCUAAUUAGUAUUAUAUCACAAGAAGAUGGAGAUGGAGAUGGAGAUGGUGUGUUUGAGGAAAUGAAGAAGCAGUUAUGGUUGGCAGGCCCUCUCAUAUGUGUCUCCCUCCUACAGUAUUCUCUGAACCUCAUUUCGAUCAUGUUCGUUGGUCAUCUUGGAGAGUUGUCUCUCUCUGGUGCUUCCAUGGCUACCUCCUUCGCUAGUGUCACUGGUUUCAGUUUAUUUAUGGGAAUGGCAUGUGCGUUAGAUACGCUAUGUGGUCAAUCGUAUGGAGCAAAGCAGUACCAUAUGCUAGGCAUAUACAUGCAGAGAGCAAUGGUGAUACUUAUGUUAGUCAGCAUACCGAUAGCUCUUAUAUGGCUCAACACAGGGUCGAUCCUAAAAGCCGUGGGUCAAGACCCGGACAUAUCUAGAGAGGCUGGAGUGUAUGCUCAGUUCAUGCUCCCAAGCCUUUUCGCUUAUGGCCUCCUCCAAUGUCUUGUAAGAUUUCUACAGACACAAAACAUUGUGUUCCCCAUGAUGGUGAGCUCAGGGAUUGCCACUUUGCUACAUGUGUUGAUUUGUUGGCUUUUGGUGUUCAAAUCUGGCCUUGGUACCAAAGGGGCUGCAUUGGCUAAUUCCAUAUCGUAUUGGAACAACGUCAUUUUAUUAGCACUUUAUGUCAAGUUUUCAUCUUCUUGUGUCAAAACUUGGACUGGGAUCUCUAGAGAAGCGAUCCAUGGUAUCCUCCCUUUUAUCAAGCUCGCAAUACCUUCGGCUGUUAUGGUAUGCUUGGAGAUGUGGUCAUUUGAGCUGAUUGUUCUGCUUUCUGGGCUUCUUCCGAAUCCUAAAUUGGAGACCUCGGUGCUUUCAAUUUGGUAA
Molecule: messenger RNA, 897 nt
Organism: Lactuca saligna
Lineage: Eukaryota; Viridiplantae; Streptophyta; Magnoliopsida; Asterales; Asteraceae
Source: the annotation of a GenBank genome assembly